AUGGCGGCGGCCUUGCGGAGCGCGUGCGGCGGGCUGAGCGCGCGCAGCUGCAGAAGUUUGAUUUUCAGAGUUCCUCCAACGAGCCAGCAGCGUUUCCUCAGCACAGGUCAGCGUUUCCUGCCCCGCCCCCGGCCCCUCCCCCUCCUGGUGGUGACAGGUGGGGGUUACCUCGGUUACCAGCACUACAGGAAGAGGAGCCAGCAGGAAGAUGGAGCCCCGCCUCCUGUGGCCACUCCCACACAGGUGGCGCUGUAUCGCUCCUUCCCAACGCGCCUCCUCUCUCGUACGUGGGGUCGACUGAACGAAGUGGAUCUUCCGACGUGGCUCCGAAAACCUUUUUACUCCCUUUACAUCUGGACCUUCGGAGUCAACAUGCAGGAAGCGGCCGUGGAGGAUUUACAUCAUUACCGAAAUCUGGGAGAAUUUUUCCGUCGUCGACUCAAACCGGCCGUGAGACCCGUCUGCUCCUCCUCCUGCCUGACGUCCCCGGCUGACGGACGGAUCCUUCACUUUGGUCUGGUGAAGAACUCGGAGGUGGAGCAGGUGAAGGGGGUCACCUACAGUCUGGAGAACUUCCUGGGUCCACAACAAGGACACAGCACUGACUCGGCGGAGUCCUUCAGAGACCGGCUGCUGUCGAGUCCUGAGAACCAGCUGUUCCACGUGGUGGUCUACCUGGCUCCAGGAGACUACCACUGCUUCCACUCUCCGGUGGACUGGAGGGUCCAGAACCGAAGACACUUCCCAGGGUCCCUGAUGUCGGUGAACCCGGGGGUGGCUCGGUGGAUCUCGGGACUCUUCGUGCUGAACGAGCGCGUCGCUCUGACCGGCCAAUGGGAGCACGGCUUCUUCUCGCUGACGGCGGUCGGAGCCACGAACGUCGGGUCCAUCAGAGUCUACUUCGACCAGGAGCUGCAGACGAACUCUCCUCGGUACAACAAAGGCUCUUUCCACGACCGCAGUUACGUUGCCGUGGGCGACCAGGUGAUGAAGGAGGCGGUCUCCUUGGAAACGGGGAACGUGGCCCCAGAGACGGGUGUGGCCUUAGAGAAGGGCGUGGCCUUAGAGAAGGGCGUGGUCUCAGAUGGGGGCGUGGUCUCAGAUGGGGGCGUGGCCUUAGAGAAGGGCGUGGUCUCAGGUGGGGGCGUGGUCUCAGAUGGGGGCGUGGCCUUAGAGAAGGGCGAGGCGCUGGGGGAGUUUAACCUCGGCUCCACCAUCGUUCUGCUGUUCGAGGCUCCGGAAGACUUCAGCUUCAGCCUGCAGCCCGGCCAGCGAAUCAGAGUGGGCGAGGCGCUCGGCAGCCUCUGA
This is a messenger RNA of Scomber japonicus (chub mackerel), 1308 nucleotides long. RefSeq names its product phosphatidylserine decarboxylase (gene pisd). Gene Ontology annotation, molecular function: phosphatidylserine decarboxylase activity. The record is from RefSeq and is a predicted model, not a curated record. Gene Ontology annotation, biological process: phosphatidylethanolamine biosynthetic process. The coding region runs from base 1 to 1308 and encodes 435 amino acids. The transcript has 9 exons. Gene Ontology annotation, cellular component: mitochondrion. Lineage: Eukaryota; Metazoa; Chordata; Actinopteri; Scombriformes; Scombridae.